This is a messenger RNA of Xenopus tropicalis (tropical clawed frog), 1044 nucleotides long. RefSeq names its product keratin 56 (gene krt56). Gene Ontology annotation, cellular component: intermediate filament. The record is from RefSeq and is a predicted model, not a curated record. The coding region runs from base 37 to 1044 and encodes 335 amino acids. The transcript is spliced from 6 exons. Gene Ontology annotation, molecular function: structural molecule activity. Lineage: Eukaryota; Metazoa; Chordata; Amphibia; Anura; Pipidae.
UGUAAUAAAUACUAUCCUUAUGCACCUACACCAGCUAUGGCAUUGGCACAUGGAGCCUAUGACGUUACUGGUACAGGAGGACAAUAUGACGGUGGUUUCUCUGGGAACAAAAAGGAAACCAUGCAGAAUCUUAAUGAUCGUCUGGCCAACUACGUGGACAAGGUGAGAGUGCUGGAGGCGGCAAAUGCUGAACUGGAAUGGAAGAUCAAUGAAUGGUAUGACAAGCAACGCUCUACCAGCGAUGGAGGGAAGGACUACAGCAAAUAUGCCACUCUGAUUGAUGACCUAAAACUGAAGAUCCUUAGUACAACAAAAGACAACAGAGGAAUCACCCUACAGAGUGACAAUGCCAGGCUGGCUAUUGACAACUUCAGACUCAAGUAUGAGAAUGAACAAAUCCUUCACCAUUCAAUGGAAGCUGCUAUCAAUACUCUGCAUAGAGUCAUAGAUGACCUUACCCUGUCCAAGUCGAAGCUACAAUCCCAACUUGAGAGUCUCACUGAGGAACUGGCUUAUCUCAAGAAGAACCAUGAUGAAGAGACAAAGGGUGCCCCCAAGGCUACACGUGGCCAAGUUAGUGUGGAACUGAAAGCCACGCCUGGUACUGACCUGACCAAGAUACUGAAUGACAUGAGAGCUCAGCACGAAGCACUGGCGCAGAAGAACCGCAGGGAAGCGGAAGACCGUUACGAAAAAUUGUCUGCAGAUCUGAAGCAACGAAUAUCUGCUGGGGCGGGACGAGUGCAGACAGGCAAAAGCGAAAUUUCGGAACUUCAAAGAACGCUCCGAGCGCUUGAAAUUGAACUGCAAUCGCAACUCGCCAUGAAACAAUCUCUGGAGGUGACAGUCGGCAAAACUGAGGGCAGUUACUGUAGGAAACUGUCGAGGAUACAGGUGACCAUUUCCAGCAUAGAAGAACAUCUGGCACAGCUCAAAGCAGACUCGGAGUCCCAACACUCCCAGUACCAACAGCUCUUGGGCAUCAAGACAAGGCUGGAACAAGAGAUUGAAACGUAUCGCAGGCUGCUGGAUGGAGAAGGGUAA